CUCGGACCAUUGCUCGCGGCGGGCGGGGGGGGCGCGGGCGAGGCGGAGGAGGAAGGAGCCGGCGAAGGAGGCGGGGGGGCGGUUUAAAGGGACAAGAGCCGUGCGGGCGCCGGCGGGGGAAGCCGGAGCGGCGGCGGGCGGGGACUCGCCUCCUUCCCCACACACGCCUGCUCGCACCGCGGCCGGGGUCGCCGCCGCCAGCGCCCCCAUCCCCUCCCUUCCCCUCCGCCCGCCGCUUCCACAGCGGCCUCUAUGAGGUAGAAGGGAGCGGCGGCCACUCCGGGGGCGGCAGCGGCCGCUACAGCCGCCGCCUCCUCCUUCUCCUCGCCUCAGAGCGCCCCAUCUUUGUGUGUGCGGGAGAAGGGCGGGAGGGAGUGCGCGCUGCCCGCCCGCCGCGCUUUGUUCGGAGCCGGGGGGCCGUGGCGGAGCCCCGGCUCUAUGUGCCAGCGGCUCCCCGGCGGCGGCGGCGUGAGGGGCCGGAGCCCCUGAGGGCGGGGGGGCCCCGGCCCGUGUCGGUGCUGCGGGGCGGGGGAAGGGGCCGGCUCGCUGCCCGCCGGCCCGGCCCGUGUGCGGGCGGAUUGAUGUGGGGGGGUCUGACAUGAGUCCGCCGGCGGCCGGGUGCUGCCAUGUGACCGGCUUCAAGGUGGAGAACUGGAAGCAGAACCUGCGGGCGAUUUACCAGUGCUUCGUGUGGAGCGGCUCGGCCGAGACCAGGAAGCGCAAGGCAAAGUCGUGCAUUUGUCAUAUGUGUGGUGCCCACCUGAACAGACUCCACUCUUGCCUCUACUGUGUCUUCUUUGGCUGUUUUACAAAGAAACAUAUUCACGAGCACGCGAAGACAAAGCGACACAAUUUAGCCAUAGACCUUUUGUAUGGGGGUAUAUACUGCUUUAUGUGUCAAGAUUACAUAUACGACAAAGACAUGGAACAAAUUGCCAAAGAAGAACAACGAAAAGCUUGGAAAUUACAAGCCUUCACCCCAACAGUGGUUUCUCACUACCAGUGUACAAUGACAGGCAUUGGAGAGAAGUAUUCAACAUGGGAGCCGACCAAGAGAGAGUUAGAAUUGCUACGACACAACCCCAAGCGAAGAAAAAUAACCACAAACUGCACCAUAGGUCUACGAGGGCUAAUCAAUCUUGGGAACACAUGUUUUAUGAACUGUAUUGUCCAGGCACUUACCCACACUCCACUGCUGCGAGAUUUCUUCCUCUCCGACAGGCACAAAUGUGAAAUGCAAAGCCCCAGCUCAUGUCUGGUCUGUGAAAUGUCUACGCUCUUUCAGGAGUUUUACUCUGGGCACCGAUCUCCUCACAUUCCAUAUAGGUUAUUGCACCUGGUAUGGACUCACGCACGGCAUUUAGCAGGGUACGAGCAACAAGAUGCACACGAGUUCCUCAUUGCUGCAUUAGAUGUGCUACACAGACACUGCAAAGGUGAUGAUAAUGGGAAGAAGGCCAACAACCCCAACCACUGUAACUGCAUCAUAGACCAAAUCUUCACAGGCGGACUGCAGUCGGAUGUUACCUGUCAAGUCUGCCAUGGCGUUUCCACGACGAUAGACCCGUUCUGGGACAUCAGUUUGGAUCUGCCAGGCUCUUCCACCCCGUUCUGGCCGCUGAGUCCAGGCAGCGAUGGCAGCGUCGUGAAUGGGGAAAGCCACGUGUCGGGCACCACCACCCUCACAGACUGCUUGCGAAGGUUUACAAGGCCAGAACAUCUAGGAAGCAGUGCCAAAAUCAAAUGUAGUGGUUGCCAUAGCUACCAAGAAUCUACCAAACAACUCACUAUGAAGAAGUUACCCAUUGUGGCCUGUUUUCAUCUCAAACGGUUUGAACACUCAGCCAAACUGAGGCGGAAGAUCACUACGUAUGUCUCGUUUCCACUGGAGCUGGACAUGACACCUUUCAUGGCUUCCAGUAAAGAGAGCAGAAUGAACGGGCAGUACCAGCAGCCGACGGAUAGUCUAAACAAUGAUAAUAAGUAUUCCUUGUUUGCAGUAGUUAAUCACCAGGGAACCUUGGAGAGCGGGCACUAUACCAGCUUCAUCCGGCAGCACAAGGACCAGUGGUUCAAGUGUGAUGAUGCCAUUAUCACCAAGGCAAGCAUUAAGGAUGUGCUAGACAGUGAAGGAUAUUUGCUGUUCUAUCACAAACAGUUCCUGGAGUAUGAAUAGCCUUAUCCAGCAGCUUGUCAGAUGUAAACAAGGAAGAAACAACGCAAGCCUUCUGAAUCGACACACAAACCUACCUGAAAUGAAAAGACCCAUUACAAACCAACUCGCACUGAGCUGUAACAGGACCUACUUGACACUGACUCACAGCCUGGAGAGUGAGAAAUGAACAAUGUCCGACGUGUGUGCAGUCCCACGAGGACAGAAAGGGGGAAAAGAGGCUGCAGUCAGUCACUUAACAGAGGAAAUAUAAAAUGAAAGGAAUGCUCUGGGUGGGGGAAAUGGGAGCAGAGGAGUCCGGGCACUGGUACAUCUCCUGUGUUCCUCCAAAAUGUGUGUGGGAAGGCAAAGGAUUCUACCCUCAUCUCCAUAAAGCAUCUUCUCCAUUUGGUGCUUCAGCUCCAACGACCAAUCAUAUAACAGUUAAAGUUUAAAAAUCCAAACCCAUUUUUUUAUGCAUAUGGGUCUGAAAGCAGUAGAGUGGAGGAGGAGGGGAUGAGACAACUAAAGGACUUUGCAAGUAUCUUUUUAUUUGUGAAUUUUAGUUAUUAAAUAAAUACAGUAUGAAACUA
This is a messenger RNA of Poecile atricapillus (Black-capped chickadee), 2745 nucleotides long. RefSeq names its product ubiquitin specific peptidase 22 (gene USP22). Bases 599 to 2176 code for a protein of 525 amino acids. The transcript is spliced from 14 exons. Lineage: Eukaryota; Metazoa; Chordata; Aves; Passeriformes; Paridae. The record is from RefSeq and is a predicted model, not a curated record. Gene Ontology annotation, molecular function: cysteine-type deubiquitinase activity; zinc ion binding. Gene Ontology annotation, biological process: protein deubiquitination.